This is a messenger RNA of Vitis riparia (riverbank grape), 824 nucleotides long. RefSeq lists its product as uncharacterized. The transcript is spliced from 3 exons. The record is from RefSeq and is a predicted model, not a curated record. NCBI's taxonomy places the organism in Eukaryota, Viridiplantae, Streptophyta, Magnoliopsida, Vitales, Vitaceae. The coding region runs from base 268 to 624 and encodes 118 amino acids.
AAUAACAGUCUCGAGGGUUCAAUUCCAGAUUUUCUAGGAAAGCUGCCAAGUUUAAAGCUGCUUAACCUCAGUUAUAACAACUUCUCUGGUGAAGUUCCUCAAAGUAUAACCAAAAACAAGAAAAUAAAAUACCAGAUCAAUGGGAACCCAAGCCUACAUCAUCACAAGGGAAAAAACUUGGGUCUUAUAAUUGGCUUGACCAUUGGAAUACCUGUGGGACUAAUACUGGUGUUUGCUCUUGUUUAUUUCCUAACACGAAAAAAGCCAAUGUCUGGCCACGGACAAGUUACAAUAGGAUUGGGUAUGAGUCAACGUAAUGGGACUGCUCAGGGAAAGCCUCAAGAGGAAAAUAUUUCAGUGAGUGCAAGCACAGAGGGCCUGAUUAAGCCAUCACAGACUAACCAGAAUGUUAUGGCAAUGCCAACAGGGGAAAAUGUUUCAUGGGCAGGGAAUGCUGGAAACGGGCAUAUUAACCCAAUGCCUGCUGGAGAACACAUUCCAGUAAGUACAGGCCCUGGAAGUAUUAAUCAUCCAUCCGAGGUUCCUGCAGGCAUAGACAGGGCAGAGCUUGAUGAGCUGAUUCGGUUGCAACAUGGAAACAUGGGACAUCAUGGAAGAGCAUAAGCCUGGUGCAUCUUGAACUGCCUGAGCCACAUUUGUAUCAAUCAGAAUUUCUUUACAACAGCUGUAAAAAAAUAUAAAAAAUAAAAUAAAUAAAUAAAACCGGUUCUCUACUUUUGUAUAACCUUGAAUAUGUACAGCUUCGAAAUAUUGCCAACUCCUGUAUUUAUUUUCCAUUUCAAAUACUUAUAUUUGCUUGCAAA